AUGGACGCUAAAUGGGAGGAAGAAAAAGGAGCAAAUGUGACAGAAACGAGUGAUCAUGCAAUUGCAAAGAAGUAUCCAGAAAAAAUUGAGAAUAAAGAAGGACGAAGGGAUGAUGAAGAGGGGCGAAAAGCGGUGGGAAAAACAUUGACUUAUAAUGAGGGAGUUCAUAGUGAGAGCAGGUAUUCAUCAGUCGCUGACCCGACUGAAAAAAAUGGAGGAGAUGUACCAUUUGGUGGCACAAUAGUACAAGGAGCUGCAACAGCAUAA
This is a messenger RNA of Echinococcus granulosus, 267 nucleotides long. RefSeq lists its product as hypothetical. The coding region runs from base 1 to 267 and encodes 88 amino acids. NCBI's taxonomy places the organism in Eukaryota, Metazoa, Platyhelminthes, Cestoda, Cyclophyllidea, Taeniidae. The transcript has 2 exons. The record is from RefSeq and is a predicted model, not a curated record.